Phragmites australis (common reed) is the source of this 2383-nucleotide messenger RNA. Its product is annotated as pto-interacting protein 1-like. The transcript is spliced from 9 exons. Gene Ontology annotation, biological process: protein phosphorylation. The record is from RefSeq and is a predicted model, not a curated record. NCBI's taxonomy places the organism in Eukaryota, Viridiplantae, Streptophyta, Magnoliopsida, Poales, Poaceae. Gene Ontology annotation, molecular function: ATP binding; protein kinase activity. Bases 180 to 1250 code for a protein of 356 amino acids.
GAGUGAGCGGAGAAAAUCUCCAAGACCGACCGAAGACUCAGAACGAGUACACCGAGCUUUCCUUCUCUCCUCUCGCAUCUGCGGCAGCUUCUCUUACCCUACGCGGCCACGGCUCGCCUGCGCCGCCGCCGCCUUCCCCCCGCCUCUGGGGAGCCUAAAGGUCUUGGCUAAGUUUGAUCAUGUCAUGCUUUGCAUGCUGUGGUGGCGAAGACACUCAAAGAGCACCUGAUAACAGAGAUCCAUACCCUGGUGGCUACCCAGCAAGGAAUGAUGCUUAUCGCACUGCUGAUCCAACUCCCAAGGGUGCUCAACCUGUGAAAGUGCAGCCAAUCGCAGUCCCCACUAUUCCUGUAGAAGAAAUUAGGGAGGUGACAAAGGGUUUUGGUGAUGAAGCUUUGAUUGGUGAAGGUUCUUUUGGCAGAGUGUAUUUUGGUAUCGUAAAAAAUGGUAGAAGUGUGGCGAUCAAAAAGUUAGAUUCAAGUAAGCAGCCGGAACAAGAAUUUUUGGCGCAGGUCUCCAUGGUGUCAAGACUUAAGCACGACAAUGUUGUGGAGUUACUUGGUUACUGUGUUGAUGGAAACACCCGUAUCCUUGCUUAUGAAUUUGCUAUGAUGGGUUCUCUUCACGAUAUGCUUCACGGACGGAAAGGUGUGAAAGGAGCUCAGCCUGGUCCAGUCUUGUCUUGGACACAUCGAGUGAAGAUUGCUGUUGGAGCAGCAAAGGGCCUCGAGUAUCUUCAUGAGAAAGCGCAGCCUCGUAUCAUACACAGGGACAUCAAGUCCAGCAACGUUCUUCUGUUUGAUGAUGAUGUAGCUAAAAUAGCUGAUUUUGAUUUGUCAAACCAAGCUCCUGAUAUGGCAGCUCGACUUCACUCGACCAGGGUUCUUGGAACAUUUGGAUAUCAUGCGCCUGAGUAUGCGAUGACUGGACAGCUUAGCUCUAAGAGUGAUGUCUACAGUUUUGGAGUUGUUCUUCUGGAGCUCCUGACUGGAAGAAAGCCCGUGGACCAUACAUUACCAAGAGGACAGCAGAGCCUUGUGACAUGGGCAACUCCACGGCUUAGUGAGGACAAAGUGAGGCAAUGUGUUGAUUCAAGACUUGGAGGGGAAUAUCCUCCUAAAUCUGUUGCAAAGUUUGCAGCUGUUGCUGCACUGUGUGUGCAAUAUGAAGCGGAUUUUCGACCAAACAUGAGCAUCGUCGUGAAGGCACUCCAGCCCCUCCUGAAUGCACGUGCAUCCAACCCUGGAUGAGUGAAUGACUGCUCUUGCUUGUACCUGACGCAAGUAUGCAAUUCAAACAACUAUGUAGCAAUGAACAUAGAAGUGUGGUUGUUGGCUUAAUGUAGUUGACCUUGGAUGUUGAUCAGGAUAUAACUCCUUUCCUUUGGUCAUUGUCAAAUACAGUAAUACAGUUCCUGGAUGUUACCAACUAGUUUUUGUAGUUUGUACAAUACCCGUACCCCGAGGGCCAUUGCCAAUAAACCAUACGCCGAUGUGCGAUUCCAUUUCAUCUGUUGUCAUUUUGAUUUUUGGGCUAAAGUAGCCUAAGAUUCGAAAUGAAUCUGUAAAAUUCCUCAUUGUAACCUCUGAUCCAAACUAUUCUGUAAAGUUCCUCGUUGCCUGUUACGGUUUGAAAGUUCAUGCCCUGCCUGGAAAGACUAAUUCGAACAACUAUGUAGCAAUGAAAUAAUAUAGAAGUGUGGUUGUUGGCUUAAUGUAGUUGACCUUGGAUGUUGAUCAGGAUAUAACUCCUUUCCUUUGGUCAUUGUCGAAUACAGUAAUACAGUUCCUGGAUGUUACCAACUAGUUUUUGUAGUUUGUACAAUACCCGUACCCCGAGGGCCAUUGCCAAUAAACCAUACGCCGAUGUGCGAUUCCAUUUCAUCUGUUGUCAUUUUGAUUUUUGGGCUAAAGUAGCCUAAGAUUCGAAAUGAAUCUGUAAAAUUCCUCAUUGUAACCUCUGAUCCAAACUAUUCUGUAAAGUUCCUCGUUGCCUGUUACGGUUUGAAAGUUCAUGCCCUGCCUGGAAAGACUAAUUCGAACAACUAUGUAGCAAUGAAAUAAUAUAGAAGUGUGGUUGUUGGCUUAAUGUAGUUGACCUUGGAUGUUGAUCAGGAUAUAACUCCUUUCCUUUGGUCAUUGUCGAAUACAGUAAUACAGUUCCUGGAUGUUACCAACUAGUUUUUGUAGUUUGUACAAUACCCGUACCCCGAGGGCCAUUGCCAAUAAACCAUACGCCGAUGUGCGAUUCCAUUUCAUCUGUUGUCAUUUUGAUUUUUGGGCUAAAGUAGCCUAAGAUUCGAAAUGAAUCUGUAAAAUUCCUCAUUGUAACCUCUGAUCCAAACUAUUCUGUAAAGUUCCUCGUUGCCUGUUACGGUUUGAAA